Micromonas pusilla CCMP1545 is the source of this 10434-nucleotide messenger RNA. RefSeq lists its product as uncharacterized. Gene Ontology annotation, cellular component: nascent polypeptide-associated complex; cytoplasm. The record is from RefSeq and is a predicted model, not a curated record. Gene Ontology annotation, biological process: protein targeting to membrane. The coding region runs from base 1 to 10434 and encodes 3477 amino acids. The transcript is spliced from 3 exons. NCBI's taxonomy places the organism in Eukaryota, Viridiplantae, Chlorophyta, Mamiellophyceae, Mamiellales, Mamiellaceae.
AUGGACCCGUCGCGAGGCCUCGCGUCCGCGGGGCCGAGCGCGGACGACAGCCCGCCCGAGCGCGCGCACGAGCCCGCGGGCCCGAGCCGCACGCCCGACGGCGGCAGCCCCGCGGAGACGGCGACGACGACGGGCGGCGAACACGAGACGCGGACGACCACGCCGCGCGGCGUCGCGACGCCGCGCGACGACGACGACGACGAUGCCGACCGCCGCGAAGCGCUGCCGCGGUGGGCGUGGCUCCCGAGAGACGGCGAGGUCUUCGCGGUCGCGGACCCUCUCGCGUGCGCGCCGUACGACUCCCCGCCCGCGGAGGACGCGUCGCGCCGCGCGCCCGGGCGCGCGGAGACGCUGCACCUCGCGGAAGAGGACGACGACGACGACGGCGACGACGACGACGACGCGCGCAGAGCGUCGUGGUGGAGCCUCGGCGAAGGCGGCGGCGACGUCGGCGGCCCCGCGAGGGACUUCCCGCCGUCCAUACGCGACAGCACGACGACCGCGUUCGAGGCGAGGCUGGAGGCGGACUGGCGCGGGAACGUCGUCGUGGACGAGUGGCGCGCGAGACGCGAGGCCUCCGGCGGACGACGCGCGGCUGGCGGCGGCGGAGAGAGCGCGUCGUCGUUCACGUUCACGUCCGCCGUCGUCGCGACGCCGUCGACGAGCGGCAGCGUCCAGAGCGGCGUCGGGGGCGCGAUCCCGUCGCUGACGCCGGUCGUCGGCGGUGGCGGCGUCGCGGCCACGCCGUCCAAUGAGCGCGCGACGCGUGGCGCCGACGCGGCGUCGGCGCCCGCGUACGGCGCGCUCGGCCUCGCGUCGAUCUUCACCGGGAAGUACCUCCAAGCGCGACGGAAACCCCCGCACCGCGUGCAGUUUUUCAGCGACUCGCGCGGCGUGCACGAGCGCUGGAAUCUCCUCGGCGGCGUGCGGUUGAAACGCGGCGAGUGGCGCGGGUGGGGCGUGAUGCGAUUCGGUCGGGGCGGCGGCGGCGAUUCCGCGCGCGCGACGCGAGACGCGUUCGCGUCGGCGUUCGGCGAGGACGCCGCGCGCAACCUCGACAGGCUCGGCGGGCGCGACUUCAUCGUCGUGCGGUCGCGGCAAACCCCGCGGCGGUGCCUUCUCGUCGUACGGCUCACGUUGCCGUCCGGCGAGGCUGUCGUGAGCACGACGCCGGGGAAGCUGCGGUCGAGAAGUCGGCUCUCGCGAGCGGGCCCAGACGGCGGCGACGACGGCGGCGGCGACGGCGUCGGCGGCGGCGACGACGACGAGGCACGUUCUUACGGCGCCCCCGAGCGCAUCGCGUCGAUAUCCUCGCGCGGCGACGCGUUCGCGACCGCGGGAUGGGCCCCCGAGCGCGACGAGGGCGACGAGAUCAUGACCUUGAGCGAGCGUCUCUUGCGGACGUUUGCUCUGAAGCCGGAGCGGAAGCGGAAACACUUCGCGUCGAAGAGCGCGCUCGCUGCGUGGCGCGCCGCGACGGCGUCCGCCGCCGACGCGCGUCGUAACGCCGAUCGAAUGGCGGUUACUCGCGCGACGCGCACGACGCGGUGGAUCCUGCGCGAGUGGUCGCGAGAGGCGGUCCUCGGCGCGGUCGCGAGAGAGAGGCUCGCGCGAGCGGAGGCGCUCGCGAGGGAUCGCUCGCGAACGUGGCGAACGCGUUCGUGUUUUAAAAAGUGGCGCCGAGACGCGCGCGCGUCCAUCGCGUCGGAGGUGCUCGAGCGCCGCGCGGAUAUCUUCCUGCGGCGGCGCAUCACGCACAAGCGACUCCGCGACGUCGUGCGGUUCUGGCACAUCACCGCGACGGCGUCGCUGCGCGCGCGCGACGCGGAGAGCAGCAGCGUCAUUUACCGCGCCAACGCGUUACGGCGGAUGUGGGCGCGACGCUCGCGCGCGUCGCUGCGCGAGUCGUUGCGCACGUGGCGCGAAUGCGCGUCCGUCGUCGCGGACGCGCGCGAGCGAGCGCGCGCGGCGAGCGAGCGCGCGGAGAGGCACGAGGCGCGGACGGCGUUCCGGAAGAAGGCGGCGGCGUUUCGAGCGUGGAGGAGAGGCGCCGAAAUGAGCGCCGCUGAGGAGGAGAAGACGUCCAUCGCGGCGAGGUGGCGCGCGGCGCGUGCGGCGCGGACGUCCUGGAGGCGAUGGCGCGACGUCGUCGCGGCGACGCGGCGCGAGGACUGCGUCCUUCGACGCGCGCGCGGGUUAUGCGAAUCGCGGUGCGUGCGCGCGUGGAGAGACGUCGCCGACGGAAAGCGCGCGGCGCGCGCGACGCUUCGACGCGCCGAGCGCCUGAUGCGCCGAUCGCUGACGGCGCUCGCGCGACGCGCGUUCGUCGCGUGGCUCGACCACCACCGCCACGCGUCGUCGUCGCGACGGUUCGUGUUACUCUCCAUCGUUCGCCGCGGGUACGACACGAAACGUCGCUGUUUCGCGGGCUGGAGAGAGUACGCGCGUUGGGUCGCGGCGCUCGACGCGAUGAGCGGCUUCGUCCGCCUGGCGUCGAGAGCGAUGCGCGCGUGGUCGACGUUCGUGACCCUCCGCGCGAAAGGCCGCGCGGUCGAAGCGCGCGUGGACGCGCUCGGGAAGCGGCGAAUGCGCGGCAGGGCGUUCAUGGCGUGGAUGCUCGAGUGCCAGCGGAGGUUGAACCGGCCGCACGCGCUCGCGGCGAGGCUCGCCGUCGCGGAGCGCCGCGCCGAGGGCACGCGAGAGAAGCACCUCGCGCGCGCGCGCCGGUUCGCGUUCCAGGCGUGGACGCGAGCGCUCGAGGAUGCGAAACGGCAUGAGCGCGAGCUCGCAGAGACGAUCAAGCGCGUCGAGGACGCGCGCAUCGCGCGGGAGCGCGCGUUCGCCAUCGCGAACGUGUGGGCGGAGCGGCUCUCGCGCAGAGUCCGACGACGAUGGAAGUCUCAGCUCUUCGCCUCGUGGCGAACGCGCGCGGAGAGGUCAAAGGCGCGAGACGCGCGCGCGGAGACGCUGACGCGCCGCUUAAGCGCUCGCGCUCUCGGACGCGUCGUCCGCGCGUGGGCCGCGGUCGUGGGCGACGUCAAGGAACGCGCGCUGAGGGAGUCCCUGUGCGCGUGGUCGUCGAAGUUUCGAGACGCGUCCGCGGCGACGCGCGCGUUUCAUCGCUGGCGGGCGGAGACUCGAGAAGCGCUCGCGGCGCGCGCGGCCGUCGCGCGCGAGGAAGAGAUUUCGCGCGUUCGCGCCGUCGACGCCGCGCGAAUUCGCGAGGAAGAGGAAGAGACCGCGCGUCGCCGCGUCGCCGAGGAGGCGCGCGCGGAGGCUCGCGCGGCGGCGCGCUUUCAUCGCGCGACGCGUUCAUUCGCGCGUCUCACGUUCGCGGCGUGGCGCGACGUCGUCGUCUCGCGCCGCCGGCGCGCUCGCGCCUUCGCCAGGUUCGACGCGCGCCGCCGCGCUCGCGCGCUCGCGGGCGCGUACGACGCGUGGGCCGAGACGUGCGCGCGCGAGCGCCGCGUCCGCGUCUCGUGCGCGCGCCUCCGCGGAAGGGCGACGAGGCGCGUCGUCGGAGGCGCGUUUUCGAGAUGGACCGAGGCGAUUCGCGAGGCGAAGGCGUCCGCUGUCGCGCUCGAACGCGCGGAGCGCCGAAACGCGCACCUCCAGCACCGCGUCGCGUCCGCCGCGUGCGCGGCGUGGCGCGCGGUCGUCGCGGGGGAGAAGCGCGCGCGCGCGAAGACGCGCGCGUUUGAAAUUAAGGCGGCGACGCGGCGCCUCCGCGGCGCGUUCGCUCGGUGGGCGGACGUCGUCGGCGACCGCAGCGCGCGCGCCGUCGCGCUCAAACGCGCGGAGCGCCGAAACGCGCACGUCGCGCGGCGCCUGUCGUCCCUCGCGUUUCUCGAGUGGCGCGCGCGCGCGGUCGAGGUGAAACGCCUCGGGGGCGUCGCGCGGAAGUUCAUCGCGCGCUGGUCCGCGCGCGCGGCGUCGCGCGCGUUUCGACGGUGGACGGAGGCGGCGGGUCGCGCGAGGCGCGCGCGCGUCGCCAUCGCGCGAUGCGCGCGCCGCGCGUUGGCCGCCGGGUUUAACACCUGGCGCGAGCGCGUUUCGGAGGAGCGGACGCGUCGUCGCGUCGUCGAGACGUUCACGAGACGGACGCGACGCGCGCGCGCCUCGCGGGCGUUCGCGGAAUGGAUCGCCGUCGUCUACGACGCGAAGCUCGGCCGCUGGACCGCCGUCGUGGACGCCGCCGCGCGCGAUCGCGCGGCGGUCGCGCGCGCGGACCGGCUCGCGGAGCGACGCGCGCGGAGGGUCGCGCGCGCGGCGUUCACCGUCUGGCGCGACGCCGCGGAGCGCGCGAUUUCGCGGCGACGCGCGAUCGAGCGAUCGACGCGGCUGGCGCGGCGCGCGACCGCGCACCGCGCGUUCAUCGCCUGGUCCGGCGUCGUCGAUCGCGAGCGCUUGCGCGCGUCGCUGGAGGCGGACGCGGCGCGCGCGCUCGAGGCGAUGAGCGGCGAUAACGACGGCGCGAUGGCCGCGAUGGAGAGAGCCGUCGUGGAAGCGGCGGCUGCGACGGAAAAGGCGGCGCGCGAGGACGCCGCGGCGCGCGAGAGGUCUCUCCGCGAGGAGGCGGCCGAGGAGAAGCAGGCCGCGCUCGACGCCGCCGCCGCGGAGGCUGCCGCGGCCGCGGACGCCGCGAGCGCGCGGCGGCUCCGGGCCGCGAUCGGCAGAGCGGAGCGUCUCUUUUACCGCGCGGCGAGCGGUCUGUUAAGCGCGGCGUUCGCGUCGUGGCGCGACGUCGUCGACGAAGAGACGCGCCGCGAGCGUCUGACGCGGCGCGCGACGACGAGAUUUGCGCGUCAGCUGCUCGCGCGCGCGUGCGCGGGAUGGCGAUCGAGCGUCCUCGACGCGAACCGCGCGCGCGCGUCGCUCGCGCGCGCGGACGGCGCGUUCCGGCGGACGCGCGACCGCGCGUUCGCCGUCGCGUUCGCGAGAUGGCGCUACGCGACGAGCGAAGGGCACUGGCAGACGACGCUGGCGCGCGUGACGUCGCGGCGUCGCCGCGCGCCGCUCGCGCGCGCGUUCGCGCGGUGGCGGCUCGCCGGGGAGGAGGCGAGGCGCGCCGCCGCCGCGAACGCGAAGGCGACGCGCGCGCUCGGUCGCCUCCGCCACCGCGCCGCGUCCGUCGCGUUUCGCGCGUGGAACGACGACGCGCGCGGGCGCGAGCGCGCGCGGCGCGCGCUGAAGACGUUCGCGCUCAAAUGGGAGAAUUCGCGCGCGCGGCGCGCGUUUCGUUCGUGGACCGAGCGCGUCGCGGCGACGACGCGCGACGCCGCCGCCGCCGCGCGCGCGGAUCGGCACUUCGCGCGCGCCGCCGCGCGCGCGGCGCGCGCGACGACGGCGGCCGUCUUUGACGAGUGGCGCGACGUCGCGUCGAGCGCGCGCGACGCGAACGACGCCGCGAGGCGCGUCGCCGUCGCGGAGGCGCGCGCCGAUCGAUCGCGCGCGCGCGUCGUCGCGCGCGUCGCCGCCGCGUCGUUGUCGACGUGGCAUCGAAACGCGCGCGGCCGCCGACGCGUUCGAAAGGCGCUCUCGCGGUUCGUGCUGAGGUGGCAGCACGCGCGUCUCGCGUCCGCGUUCGCGGCGUGGACGGGGAGUCUCGACGACGAGAAGACGCGGCGCGGCGUCGACGCGCGCGCGGCGCGCAAAAUGGCGCGAGUCAAGACGUCCGCGGCUUUCGCGCGGUGGGCGGCUUUCCACGACGCGUCCGUCGCGAGCCGCCUCGCGCGAAUUCGCGCGGACCGCGCGCGUUCGCGCGUCGCGAAUCGGUUGGCGUGGAGCGCGCUCCUCGCGUGGAGCGAGCGCGCGCGGGAGCGCCGCCGCCGCCGCGUCGGCGUCGAGAGGCUCGCCGCGAGACGCGCGCGCGCGAGCGUCGCGAACGCUUUUUGGCGUUGGAUCAAACGCGUCGACGAGUCGAUCCGGCACCGCAACGGCGCGCGGCGGAUCGUGAACCGGAUCAACCGCGCGACGCUGCACGGCGUGUUCUGGCGUUGGAAGACAGCGAAGGACGUCGAGCGGCGCGCGCGGGUCGCUGAAACGCGCGCGGACGCGGCGUUUCAAAGACGCGUCCGAAACGCGCGGUGGCGCGCGUUUCGGACGUGGCGCGACGCGUGCGAAGGCGAGCGCCGGGCUCGGGUGGUCGUCCAGAAAAAGACGUCGCGGUGGCGCCGCGCGCGCGUCUCUCGCGCGUUCGAGCGCUGGGCGUCGAUCGCGCGCGACGCGAAGCGCGCGCGGAAGAUCGCGGGCGUGAUUCGACGGCGACGCGACGCGCGCGAGACGCGCGCGGCGACGCGAGAGUGGCGGGCGCUCGCGGCGCGCUCGAAGCGCGACGCGAUCCUCGAGCGCGUUUCGACGCGUUUCGAGACGCGGUUGACGACGCGACGCGUCGCGGCGCUGAUGCGCGCGUGGAGCGACGCCGCGGCGCGGCGGAAGCGGCUCCGCGUCGGGAUUCUCGCGCUCGUGACGCGUCGAAAGACGACGCGCGUCGACGACAAUUUUUCAGAGUGGAAAACUCUCGCGCGCGAGCGGACGCUCGAGCGCGUCGCCUUGACGCGCGCGAGACGUCGCGCGCGCCGCGUCGCGUCUCGCAGCGCGUUCAUUCGAUGGGCCGCGCGCGCGAAGGACGUCGCCGCCGCGCGCGAGGUCAUCGCCGCGGCGCUGAAGAAAGCCGCGUCCUCGGCGGCGAUUCGCUCCGAGGUUCGAAAAGCGGGGUUAUCCCGCGCGUCCAAGGCGUGGGACGCGCGGACGAUCGCUCGCGUCUUCGCGGCGUGGAUCGAGGUGCGCGACGGCGCGGCGUACGUCCGCGGCGUCACCGCGCGGCUGCGAGCGUCCGUGACGCGCGAGGACACGCGACGGAGGUUGAAGCGAUGGGCGUCCGCGAUGUACGCGCGACGCGCGAAGGUUGGUAAGAUGAGACGCGCGGCGGCGCGCUGGCGGAGGAAGGAGAAAACGGCCGUCGAACGCGCGUUAUUCGUCUGGAAAACGCACGUCGUGCGCGGUCAGAAGUCCGCGCACGAUCGCGUCGACGCGGAGGUGGAGUGGCUGAACGCGUCGCUCGCGUCCGAGCGCGCGCAAAAGUCGGGCAUCGCGGAGGAACUCCGAAGCCUUCGGCGAGAGGCGUCCGGGCUCAAUUCCCUCGUCGACACGCUGCGACGGGAAACCGCGAUCCUGCAAAAGACCCUGACCGAGCGCGACGCGAACGUCGCGAAGCUGCUCGACGAGCGCAAGGCGACGAAGGCGGAGGUCAAGCGCAUCAUCGAAGAGCGAAAGGCUGCGAAAGCGACGAUCGAGGAGACGAAGCAGUCGCACGAAGCCGCGGCGCUGCGACGCGUCUUGGUCGAUAAAAACGCGAAGAUCGCGCAUCUGCUCUCGCAACGCCGCGCGCUGCACGAGACGCACGCGGCGUCCGAGGCGCGCGCGUCGGAGCUCGAGAAAGUCGCCCUCGAGGCGACGGCGUUCGCGAGCGAAGCCUCCGAGGCGAAGGCUGCGGCGGAGAAGCGACUCGCGUCGGAGCUCGCGCGCGCCCACGAAGAGCGUCAGAAAAUGGCUCUCGAACUCGCCGCGGCAGCGACGCCGAUCCGAGGCACGCACGGGACGUACACGUCGCCGGUGUACGAGAGCGAGGACCGGGACCGGAGCCCGCCGCGGUCGCCGCCGCGUCUGCUGGCGUUCGCGUCGUCGUCGCGGCGCGAGGUCGCGUCGCAGUACGCCGUCGAGGACGACGCGCGGGCGGCGGCGAUCUCGAUGUUAUCGCCGCCGUCGUCGCCGCCCAGGAGAGACGCGCACACGCAGUCGCCGCCGCCUUCUCCUCCGAGGGUGAGGAGCGACGCGCACACGCAGUCGCCGCCGCCUUCGCCGCCCAGGAGUUUCGCGUACGUCCGCGCGAGGGAUAAGCUCUUGAAUUCGCCGACGAGACGAAGGCGGCGAUCGAUGUCGAUGGACGCGACGACGGAGACGGAGACGGAAGCACGCGAGGACGAACCGCGACGGGAGGAGGUGGAGGUUGAGCCCGAGCGCGACUCGCCGAUCCAACGCGUCGCCGCGGAGGCUGUGGAGGAUAACGACGUCGUCGACGUCGACGACGACGACGGCGGCGGCGGCGGCGAAGAGUCGACGCCGGCGAUCCCUCAGAGCUCGCUCGACGAUCCCGUCGAAGAAGCGCCCGCGGACGCCGCUUUUCCGAUCGCGACCGACGCCGACGACGACGCCGACGACGACGCAAGAAGACACGCGGCGGCGACGAGGAUUCAAUCCGUCCACCGAGGCGGCCGCGCGCGAUCGAUGGUCCGAGCGACGCGGCUGAUUUUCGACGCCGCGGCGACGCGCGUCCAAGCCGCGGCGCGCGGGUGGGCGAGCAGGAAGACGACGGCGGCCGCGCGCGCGCGCGCGCGCGCGACGGCGAAGGAGGCGAAGUCGCCGUCGAGACGCGUGACGUUCGAGGCGCCGGAGGAAUCGGAACCCUCAGACGAAGAAGAACUCGCGGCGUCGGCGGCGCGGACGCCCGACCCGCCGGCGUCGUCGUCGAAGGCGGCUUCGUCGUCGCGGCGGCGGCUGAGUCUCACCCCGGAGGCGCACGCGGCGGCGGCGGCGGCUGCCGCCGCCGCGCUCGAUUUCGAUAUCGAAUACGACGUCGACGAGUUCAACCCUCAUCCUUAUGACCCAGAGCCCGAGCGCGACGCCGAGCCGGAGAGACGGCGCGCGAAAUUGGACGCGAGUUUCGACGCCGAGGAUGACGCCGCCGCGUGGGCCGCGUCCGUUUCCGCGCGCGCGUCGCCGUUCGAGUACGACGACGCGGGAAUGGACGCCGGCGACGUCGGCGUCACGUUGUACGCGCGCCGACGCGGCGGCGUCGGCGGCGACGACGACGACGACGGCGUGGUGUCGAUCGGCGAUGAAAAAUUCGCGUUCGACGCGAUCCUCGAAGGCGUCGGCGACGCGCGCGCGGUGGGCGUCGUCGCGAACCCGGUCGCCUCCGCCGCGCGCUCAGGGUUCGACUCCACGGUGAUCGUUCUGAACGCGAGCGGCGGGGAUCGGUUCAGGGAGAUUCCAGAAACGGACGACGAUGGGACGUUUUACGAGUCGUCCAUCGGCGACGCCGUCGCGGACGCGAUCGCGGACCGACUCGUUCGCGUCGCGACCGGGCCGCCGGCGAUACCCCCCGGCGCGGAAGGCACGUGGGUCGGGACGACGCUGGGCCUGUCCAUGUUCCACGCCCACGGGCUCGCGGUGGACGACCUGUUGGCCGGAGCGGUAGGGAACGACGAAGACGAAGACGACGACGAGGCGUCGGCGAAAAGAAUCGUCGGCGGCGGCGCGGCGGCGGAGGCGCCCCCGACGCGUCUGCGCGUGCGUCCGCGUCGGGACGUCGCCGCGUCCGGUAACGGCCGAUCCGCGCAGUUAUACUCCUCCGCGGGGUCCGGCGGGCUUCUCUACGAAGUCGAGGACGCCGCCGUGCUCGCGCUUCGCGACCUCGCCGCGACGAAGGCGGCGCUGCGCCGCGGCAGGCUCGCUCGAUUCGCCGCCGCCGCCGCCGCCGCCGCCGGCCGCGUCGUCGAAUCGCAUUCGCGCGAAUCGCAUUCGAUCGAGGGAGAACCCGCCGCCGCCGCCGCCGCCACCGCGCGCGUCACCGAGCUCGUGUUCACGACCGAGUCCGUCGUCGUCGACCGCGGCGCGGCGGCGACGCACGCCGCGCUCGGCGCGCGGACGACGACGACGUCGCGCGCGGCGACGUGCCGCGUCGUCGAAAUCAUGUGUCCAAACGUCUCCGACGUCGCGCACCUCGCCGCGUGCGUCGCGAAGCUCGUCGAUCGCGCGGACGAGCCGGAGCUCCGACGGACGUCCCCGGAGUGGCGCUCGAGCGCGCUCACGAAGCUCGUGAAAGGCCCGCUGACCGGGGAAGGACGGCUCGCGUUCGUCGUCGAUUACGAUUGCCGUCUCGAGGCGCGCGCCGCCGCCGGCGGCGCCGCCGCGCUGCGGCUCGCGUCCGCGGCGCGGCUGCUCCCCGGCCGCGCGGACGCGUCGUCGUCGCACGCGUCGAGGCGGGUGCGGAGGGUCGUGCGACACGAGCGCGAGCCGGGGAGUCGGAGAGAGGCGCUGAAGAAGAAGCUCGCGAAGGUGAAGCGAGACGCCGCCGCCGCGUUCGCCGCGUCGGAGCGAAACGGACGCGGCGGCGGCGGCGGCGCUUCUCUCGUCGAAACCGAAACCGCCGCUCGCGGGAGAAGACGCGAGCGCGAGGCGGCGUCGACCCCGGCGCCGACGAGCCUGGGACGGUCGACCGGUGGGUGGUCCAGCGCGCGGAAGACUUCGCCGCCGACGUCGCGCCGCGGCGCCGCUGUCGCGCGAGCUUCGAGUCGACGCGCGAGCGUCGCGUCGCCGUCGACGCGCGAAUCGAUCGACGACGGCGAGUACGGCCGCGCGGGCAUCUCGUGA